Lentinula edodes (shiitake mushroom) is the source of this 707-nucleotide messenger RNA. RefSeq lists its product as uncharacterized. The record is from RefSeq and is a predicted model, not a curated record. NCBI's taxonomy places the organism in Eukaryota, Fungi, Basidiomycota, Agaricomycetes, Agaricales, Omphalotaceae. The coding region runs from base 1 to 564 and encodes 187 amino acids. The transcript has 4 exons.
AUGCAGAUAACCCGAGCGAAAUUUGUCGGCCUGAAUGAGGUCAGAACAAGUAACAAAGCAUGCCGGGUAUUCAAACGAGGAAAGAUCACGGCUCCGGGCCAUAAGGUAAUGAAGUUUGUCCAAACUGAGUACGAUUACCACAGCAGGCGAGAAAGGCCACUUGACCGACACUCUAGAUGUAGAGGAAGUUGGGAAGGGAAUGGCGGACGAUUCAAGCUCCUUUUCAAUGGCUCUUUGGUUCUUUACGCGGAACUUGAAUAUUUGAACUCUGGCCUUAAGCUUGAGCUUGAAUACAGAAAAUAUCGUGAGCAGGUUGCUGGCAGGUUGCGAGUGAAAUGGGGUGGUCGUUGGCGACGUCGGGCCGGAAUUCAGCCACGCAAACUUGAAACGCUCAAAAUUCUGUCAAUCAUUCCCCCAGCUUUUUUGUUGAACAUGUCUGCUCUGAUUAAAACGAUUCUCCCAACAGGAAAACUGCGCGCAAAGCUGGAAGGAAAUGAUAUCCCUGCAGGGUUCAGACUACCGGAACUCGAAAUAGUACUGAAGGAUGCGGCUGAAGGUUAUUGAGUAUUGUCACAACAAUGAUGCGCUCACCACCAUCUUCAACUGAGGGAAGAACAAGAACAGGAGAAUCCACAGGCAUUUUGCCUGACGCUUUGGUUUACAACACCUUGUUACUUCAAUUAUUCAAAUUUAGUUAUUUCUGUGAA